AUGUCCAUGACGAUUGGACCGGGUAUCCAAGACUUUCCCCUUUCGGAUUAUCGGAAGUGGAGACAAUUCGAGCGAGACUUCCAAUGGACAUUUUCUGGCAUUGCUAGCUUUGCGCACCUAAAACCAGUCAAAUGUCUAAUCGAACCAGAUGAGCGAUAUGAUAUCGCCGUCAUCGGAGCCCCCUUCGAUACUGCUGUCAGCUACAGACCAGGAGCUCGUUUUGGUCCUCGUGCCAUUCGUGCUGCUAGCGCCCGCCAGAUGGCCGGUACAGCCUAUAACACCCGUGCGGGCAUCAAUCCCUACAGCUCGUGGGCCACCGUCAAGGACUGUGGGGAUAUCCCUAUAAUUCCCUUCGACAAUGGCGUAGCGGAGCGCCAAAUGUACGAAGCUUUCCUCGAGCUGGGCUCACGAUCUCCCAUUACCCCUGCCGACUCCAAGUACGGCACUAAGGGCAUCUCUGCCGGGAAGGCGAAGCUGGUCACCCUGGGAGGUGAUCACAGUGUUGCGCUACCGGCUCUCCGUGCCCUGUAUCAAAUCUACCAAAAGCCCAUCACAGUACUGCAUUUCGAUGCACAUCUAGACACCUGGAAUCCCGUUCGCUACUCGGCAUACUGGACAUCAGAACAGUCGGCGUUUAAUCACGGCAGUUUCUUCCACAAGGCGAGUCGUGAGGGUCUCAUUUGCAACUCGACCUCUGCUCAUGCUGGUCUGCGCACUCGUUUGACUGGUGUCACCGAUAGCGACUACACCAACCCGGGCCCCGAGCAGGGAUUCAUGCGCAUCCAUGCUGACGACAUUGACGACCUAGGCCCCAUGGGCAUCGUGGAUAAAAUAAUUGAGCGCAUCGGUCUGGAUUCGGAGCAACCCGUGUAUCUGUCGGUGGACAUUGACGUGCUUGACCCCGCGACUGCCCCCGGGACCGGUACUCCCGAGCCUGGCGGCUGGACCACCCGUGAGUUCAUCCGGAUCAUGCGCGGCAUUGAGAAGUUAAACAUUGUCGGCGCGGACAUCGUUGAGGUAUCGCCAAGUUACGACAACAAGGGAGAGACCACCGCUCUCGCAGCUGCCCAAGUGGCCUUUGAGAUCAUCACCAGCAUGGUCAAGGCGGGAGCUGGCGAAGACCUGGGAGGAUGGUAUGGGCGCAAGGAAGAGAAGAUCGAUGAGUCUGCAAAGGAGGGAGAAGCGAAGAAAGAAGGCAAAGACGAGCUGUAA
Messenger RNA from Aspergillus oryzae RIB40, 1212 nucleotides. RefSeq names its product agmatinase. Bases 1 to 1212 code for a protein of 403 amino acids. Gene Ontology annotation, molecular function: metal ion binding; agmatinase activity. Lineage: Eukaryota; Fungi; Ascomycota; Eurotiomycetes; Eurotiales; Aspergillaceae. The transcript is spliced from 3 exons. The record is from RefSeq and is a predicted model, not a curated record.